CGUCAGCGUCAAGUCAGCACUUCAGCGCGCUCAUACGGAGCGACAGAGAGGAAAGCGAGCUCCCUACGCCGGCAGUUCGCGACUCACAUCUGAAACUCGUCAAAUCAUGGAUUCGGACGCGGGUUGUUGUCAUUUCGGAUGAGGCUUGUGCAACUUCACGUCAAAUCACGGUUUGCUGCUGACAGCCCCGCCUUGUGACACCUUGCGCACCGACACCGGCUUUCUACCUUAUUGGCGGAUUUCAGUGCGACUGCUGUGGCUGGUGCGUCCGUGUGUCGCGCGCCGGGCUCUGGGCUGAACGCACGCACACGCGCGGAUCAUGGAUAGAUAGCGCGUUUCUCUCUCUGCGUUUGUCGGUGUUAUCAGCGAUGGAUGAGGAAAUAGACACCCGCAAGAUCAACAACAGCUUCCUCCGAGACCACAACUAUGCAACUGAAGCUGACAUCAUAUCCACGGUUGAGUUCAACCCGACAGGAGAACUCCUGGCCACUGGGGACAAAGGUGGACGAGUGGUGGUCUUCCAGAGAGAACAGGAGAGUAAGAACCACCCUCAGCGGCGGGGCGAGUACAAUGUUUACAGCACCUUUCAGAGCCACGAGCCUGAGUUUGACUACUUGAAAAGCCUGGAGAUUGAGGAGAAGAUCAACAAGAUCCGCUGGCUGCCUCAACAGAAUGCCGCCUAUUUCCUCCUGUCCACCAAUGAUAAAACAGUGAAACUAUGGAAAAUCAGUGAGCGAGACAAACGACCAGAGGGCUACAAUCUGAAGGAUGAAGAUGGCAGGAUACGGGACCCUACCACCAUCACAGCUCUGAGGGUGCCUGUGUUGAGACCCAUGGACUUGAUGGUGGAGGCAACACCUCGUCGCAUUUUCUCUAAUGCUCACACCUAUCACAUCAACUCCAUCUCGGUCAACAGUGACUGCGAAACAUACAUGUCCACAGAUGACCUGAGGAUCAACCUGUGGAACUUGGAGAUCACAAACCGAAGCUUUAGUAUCCUUUUUUAGUUUCAGAUGGUUGCAUGUCUAUGGCAAGCCGUUUUAACCCCCUCAGACCUGAAUUAUGUUUCAAGGUUCUGA
Messenger RNA from Pimephales promelas (fathead minnow), 1079 nucleotides. NCBI's taxonomy places the organism in Eukaryota, Metazoa, Chordata, Actinopteri, Cypriniformes, Leuciscidae. The record is from RefSeq and is a predicted model, not a curated record.